Messenger RNA from Mycena citricolor, 807 nucleotides. The record is from the annotation of a GenBank genome assembly. NCBI's taxonomy places the organism in Eukaryota, Fungi, Basidiomycota, Agaricomycetes, Agaricales, Mycenaceae.
UCGCCGUUUGCGCUCCGCAGUGCCGAUAGUGACGCAUGCUCCAUUUUGACAAAUUCGACGCGUGGGUGACCAUCGAUGGGCAGGAGACGGUCGAGUACGGCGUCGAGACCGCCGCCGACGAGAAGAAGGUCACCUGCUGGAUCGCAUCGCAAUUAGGCAAGACGUUCGCGGUCCACGUGAGAAGCACCGCGCAUCCGGGGGUCAUCGCGGUGUACACCAGGAUGGACGGGAAAGAAGUUGUCGGGCGGGUCCUGUACUGCGGGCUGCAAACACCUUCGACGGUGAGCAUAGAUGGGGCGUUGGGAGAAAAUGACACGAGGCCGUUCAUGUUCUCAUCCCUCGAGCUCUCCGACGACGAUCGUCUCUUGGGGCAGUCGUCCGUGUCUCAGGAUCUUGGCCGCAUCGACGUUCAGCUCGUCCCUGUCCUCAUCGCCUCGCGUUCAGCUCCCCCCCAGUCGUACCCCUCGCUCGAAACACUCAAGAUCCACGAACGGUCGAAAAAGGCAGUCACGCAGCAAGUCUCACUGGGACAGUCUACAGCUCUACCCUCACCGUGCCGAUUUGCCGCUGUGCAGCGCCUCGGAGCGGAUCUGGUCAACUUCUCGUUCCGGUACCGGCCCCUCGACGUCUUGCGCGCCAACGACAUCGCGCCGCCAGCAGCUAGACCCCCGUUCCCUCCGGCGCGCGAGGUGAAACCUCUCCGAGAUACGAACUCUGUCGAGGUGAAGGCUGAGAAGAAGAUGAAAGUCAAGCGUGGCGCGGGCGACGUGAUCGAUCUCACAGUCGACGAUGCUCCGCCGAGGAAGA